AAAAAAAAAAAAAAAAAAAGAAAGAAAGAAAGAAAGAAAGAAAGAAAAAUCCAACCUCCCUGCGUCUUGCAUGGGUUCCAUUAUUCCCUCCCAUGCAGCGUCUGCAAAUGACCCGUCUUGUGCUCUGUCCGCCAGUUGGCCUGAUACCCUUUGCCGUUCCUCAACACGAACCUCCAUUUCUGACACAACCUCCUUCUCAAAAAUUGAAACCACACAAGAAAAAGAAAGAAGAAAAAAAAAAGAAAAAAAAGACCCCGGCGGAAAUCCCUACCCUUACCGUCCCUCCUGUCCACUGCGAAACAGGAUCAACCAUCAUUCAUCAUCAUACCAUACCAUCUCUCUCAUCGUCUCCACAAAACCCCAUCCAUCCGCAGACCCAGACGUGCAUCGCAUCGCAUCGCAUCGGCAUCGCCCAUCCUUACCUCGUCGGACGGAACAAUGAGCCCAUGAUUGUCCCUUGGUUUGCGGAGAGAUUGGAUGAUCUUUGGAGAAGAUUUUCUCCACCCGGAAUUGGACUGCCUGGUCUUGCCGGGGUUCCGUAUAUCAUCUGACUGAGAUCUUGGUCUGCCGAGCAACUGCCGUCCGGGGAACCUCUUUGGUCUUGGUUUUAAAUU
Aspergillus steynii IBT 23096 is the source of this 614-nucleotide messenger RNA. RefSeq lists its product as uncharacterized. Lineage: Eukaryota; Fungi; Ascomycota; Eurotiomycetes; Eurotiales; Aspergillaceae. Bases 93 to 551 code for a protein of 152 amino acids. The transcript has a single exon. The record is from RefSeq and is a predicted model, not a curated record.